Molecule: messenger RNA, 9357 nt
Organism: Sebastes umbrosus (honeycomb rockfish)
Lineage: Eukaryota; Metazoa; Chordata; Actinopteri; Perciformes; Sebastidae
Gene: mex3a
Product: mex-3 RNA binding family member A
Exons: 2
Coding region: 309-1904 (531 amino acids)
Molecular function (GO): RNA binding
Source: RefSeq, a predicted model, not a curated record
CUCGGAGGGUGAAGCUGUGUAAACCAGACUGGGUGGAGCAACACAUCGCCCAACCCAUCUAUCGUGCAGACGAGAGGGCCUUGUGUGUGUCCCGUUUGCCUUGGGAGCUUUCGGAGAGAGAGAGACCAUACAGUGUGACGGAGAGGAGAGAGAAGUGGGCCGGUCUAUGGGAGGGACUAGCGCAAAGGGGGGAAUAGAGGAAGGAGGAGGAAGAGGAGGAGGAGGAGGAGGAGGAGGCGGCACGGGGUUUUUUGCUGUUUCUCCAGUCUCUUUCCCCUGUCUUUGUCUCACACACUCUUUUGUUAGCCAUGCCUAGCCUGCUGGUUCUAGCAGGGAUCAUGGAGAAAAACGGGGGCUAUGCCGGGGAUCUGGCCGGCUCCGGCUUCGGAGGCGAAGGUCUCCUGGUGCCGCCCGACGAGGAGGAAGACGACUCCCGUGCCCUCAGGGUCGCGCUGGGCCAGUUGUCUCUGCUGGGGCUCGGUGGGGAAGGAGAGGACGGUGGUGGUGGUGGAGGUGCUCCACCGACAACAGGAGGAGUACAGGACCGGAGUAAUAACAACAACAACCACCACCACAACCACACGAACAACGUCGGUGUCGGGGACACUGCGAUCCUGGGUGGGAAGAGCAAGUUGUGCGCUUUGUACGAGAGCUCCUCAAGUGAGACGAAAGGACGAGGCUGCAACAUCACAGAAUGCGUCCCAGUGCCCAGCUCUGAACAUGUGGCCGAAAUAGUGGGGAGACAAGGUUGCAAGAUCAAAGCCCUGCGGGCCAAGACCAACACCUACAUCAAAACCCCCGUCAGAGGAGAGGAGCCCGUGUUCUUAAUCACCGGCCGGAAGGAGGAUGUUGCACUGGCCCGCCGUGAAAUCAUCUCCGCUGCAGAGCACUUCUCCAUGCUCCGGGCAUCCCGCAACAAGCUGGGAGUGUCCUUUAGCGGCUCCCCGCCCACACCUUUGCCGGGUCAGACCACCAUUCAGGUGAGAGUGCCAUACCGUGUCGUGGGGCUGGUAGUGGGGCCUAAAGGCUCCACCAUCAAACGCAUCCAGCAGCAAACCUGCACUUACAUCGUCACCCCCAGUCGAGACCGCGACCCCGUCUUUGAAAUCACGGGGUCGCCGAGCAACGCCGAGCGGGCCCGCGAGGAGAUCGAAGCACACAUCGCCUUCCGAACAGGAGGCCUGCACGACCACAAUAAUGAGAAUGACUGUCUGGGGCCGAACGGUGGAAGCAGCCCAGCGGGCAGCAGCGGUGGUCUGGAGAGCCGGCUACAGCAGGUGUGGGGGCUGCAGGGGGGCCAGCGCAAGCCUCUCACCAGCAGCUACCGCCAGAACUUCUCAGAUGCCAUGGUUGGAGGGGGAGGGGGAGGAGGAGGGGGCGAGGGAGGGGGAAUCUACAACAAGAGCAACUUCUCCAGCUCCGGAGAGAAGCCUUGCUCUUAUUUUGGAUCGGAGGGUACCCAGAGCUGGGGCGACCCCGACUACCCCAAACAGGUGGCCUUCUACGCCCAGCAGCGGUCCAAGAGCUUCGGAGGCCUCCCGCUCCCCCUGACCAGACUCUCCCCUGGCUUAUCCGAGUCCUGCGGAGGUGGAAGCAACAACAACUCUUCAGUCACCAGCAUUGUGCCCGUAUCCGGCUCACCUCACGCCCAGGCCCGCCGCGCCCACAGUGAGCCCACCUCAGCCGGCGAGGGCUUCCCAGGCCGUCUGCCAGUGCCGGACUCGCCGCCGGCCGUUGUGCGGGACUGCAUGACCUGCUUUGAAAGCAAAGUGACGGCUGCCUUGGUGCCCUGUGGCCAUAACCUCUUCUGCAUGGAGUGUGCCAUCCGAAUCUGUGAGCUCAACCACCCGGAGUGCCCAGUGUGCCACACCCAGGUCACACAGGCCAUCCGAAUAUUCUCCUAAGGAACCACAUCAGUUUUUAUCAUUAGUUUUGUCAGUGUUUGUUCAAUAAUUAUUUACUGUUAUUAUGAUUAUUAUUAUAAUACACAUUUUUGUUUUUCAGAAAAUUUACAAACAAUCAAGCAGAUAUUUUAGAAGGCACUGCUUGCUUUACUAAAAAGUAUAAGAAAUAUUUUUAAGUUUUUCUUUUAUAUAUAUAUAUGCAUAUAUAUUUUAUAAAAGUUUUGUUUAUAAGAGAAGUAUAGUACCUUGCAUUUUCAGUUUUUUGACUGCUGCUGUUUUUCAUUCCUGAAUCACAGUGUAGGCAGAGGUAGACAGUAAUGUGAACAUUUUAUUAUUCAAAUUUUUAUUUUACCAUGAAGUGGGUUUAUAUGGAAGGAAGAAGAUGAUUGUUGAGGUACCCAAUCUGCACCUGACUGACCCAGAAAGUCAAUGUUGUUAUUAGAAGGAGAGAGAGAGAGAGAGAAAAAAACGUAGAAUUGUCAUUGCACCUUACAAUCAUCUUGGUCUAAAAUAGGAUUUUCAAUCAUACCUUGAAAUUUUCAGGAGCUGAUGUGAAGGUGAAUUUAGCCUUUUCAGUUUCACUGUGAUUGUGGUUUGAUUUAAUUGGUCCAAACUAGAUAUUAGUUUUAGAAAAAUGAAAAUGUGAAUAGAUUGGUGCGAGUCAAAGCCUUGUAAUCUUUACAAGAAAACAAAAGACAGCCCCCCUUAUUUCAUUCUUAUACCUUAAAGUCUUAUAAACCAGAUUGAUGCUUAAAAGGAACAGGACAUUGCAUCAUUUAUUUAUGCUGAUUGGUUACAUUUUAUUGGUAUCAUCAUUCACAGAGAGAGAGAUGAAAGUUGUAUGAAGUAUCAGUAAAAUUUUCUUUCCAGUAGCCAUUGAUUACACUUUGGUCACUGCAGUUUGUUGAAAAGAUUCAGCAACGCUUGCUCCUCGUGGCACUUGAAAAGCAUGUGGUUCCUCGGUUGGCUUAAAGCACUGAUUUAAUUUGUGAGGCCGAAAGCCUUGGAAUUCAUCCAGUUGGCUAGUUCUCGAUAUCUGUCUCCCCGAUGGACUUGUUUCAAAGCCACCUUAACCGCGCUUUAUUGUCUUGUGUGGUCAUUUGGCCACCGUCGCUGAACGAUAUAGGACACAGCGAGAGCUCCAGUCAACAAGCAUCUCUCUGAGGUGUGCACUGUAAAUAAAGAGGAGAAUUAGUGUGUGGACAGAAGCCGAGUAAAACUGUAAAAUUGUUUCCUGAAUCAGCAGCCGAUUAAAAUAGUUGACACUGUAAAAUACAGAGUCCCAAAUCAGUAAUCCUUACUCCACGUCCCCAACAGCAUUAUGUGCGAGCUCCGAGGGGCCAGCUGUCUCCCCUGUAAUUAGCAAAGCUGUACAGGAGCAGGUGUUUCAUGGCACACUGUAGCUGUGACCCCAAGUUGGAGGUCUCGCCGAGCCCCCUUUCUUUCUCCCUUUUCUUUUGGGGAGUGGCUUUUAUGUCCUCCCCUGCUUACAGUUUGAUCGUUUGCUUUCGAAGGCCUCUCUGAGUGGGGCGUAUUGUCUGGGCCCGGUAGCGGCGUGGGCUGCAGAGUGCUGCUCGGACACGGCCUGGAUCUGCUCAUUGAUAAUUAGGCAAAUGGGCUGGUCCAGGUGCGGACCGUGUGGGGACUCUGGAGCUGUGAGAGGGGUACGACAGGGUCCCCGCAGCGAGCCCCUUACUGCCCCGCCCCGCUGCUCCAAGCACAGAGGGGGCUGGAUGGUCUGGAUGCAGCUGGGCGAGUAGGACCCCCUCCUUCCACUCCCUCUCCUCGCCACCCCCCCCCCCUUUUUCCUCUCCUUUUCUGCUGCUCUGAGCUAUCCCUACUGGGGAGAGGGGGCCUCUUUUGUCCCAAAACACACACACAAAAUUUGAAAGCUGAAUUUGGCAGCGUCUGUGAAAUGAGGAGAGGCUUAGGAGAAAAAUAAAUUAUCUACAGUUAUCGGGGGAUACCCCGGUCACCUGUUUUCAACGUUAAUUUGACGUUCAAAUUAUAAAAUAACGAUCACCUCUAAAAGAAAGAUUACGUGAUCUUAUCACAGCGUCAACUCCCCUCCUCCACUCCCCGACAGCACCGCCCUGAAAUUUGGACAGGGGUCGUGUUUGUGUGACAGCGCCAGUGCAGAUCGGGUCGGCUCGCUACUGUAUGGGACAUCCUGCAGCUGCCCCUUCACUAUGGACACCCGGGCUUCAGCCAAUGGCAGCCCCCCCCCCUCCCUUCGCUUUGAGCUUCCAGAAUGAAAUCAGACAAUUGUAAUUGACAGGAAAGCAGAGGAAACGCCCCAUUUAACCAGCACUCAUGCUGAAUCAAAUUACACACCCUCUGCGUCUGCCUUAGCCCCAGCCUGGGGAUUUCUGAGGGCUAGAGGAGAGCGGAUGGGGGUAGGGAUUAAAGCUGUUGAAUGAUAGGAGGUGAGGGAGGAAGGGGGGGGGGGGAUUCAUUUUGGCUGGAGAAAGAGAGAAGUAUGCUCCCAAAAAUUUAAAAUUUUUACUGAUCAUUCAAGUCCCCGCAACGACUUUUGAGCUGUUGUCACAUGUGGGCCAGCGGUGAUGUCAGCGAACCUCUUUCGUGUUCGUAUCGGGGAACAAUUCAACUCGGCUUCUGUCUCAAAAAAAUAAUAAUUAGCUAUUACAGAUUGUGUCUUCCAGGACGCAAAGGCCCCCUCAUUUUUUUUUUAAAACAAACCUAUAAAGCAGACCCUUGCGUGGACUGCAGGGAAAAGCACCGUACUUGCAAAAAAAAAAAAAAAAGUACCCCUGAAAUCUAUCAGAUGUAGAAAUAAAGAAUAGAUGUGAUUUUUAUGGACGGAGGAAUUGCACAGUGGUUUGGCCUAAGCUUUCAAUGUCAAAUUCAAGGCAGUAUGACACUGUUCUUUGAACUUAGUAUUUUUGUUAUUUUUAUUUUCUGCCUUAAUAUUUUGUAUUAAAAUAUUGCCAUUGCUUUGGCAUACAAGGUAGCAACGUUGGCCUUUUGAUAGUACCGCCCCCCUAAAACAACUUUUAAAGUACUUAUUUUUGGAGAAAAGAAUGUGAAUCAAACGGCUCGGGUGGGGAUUAGAGGGAUUCAGGAAAUUAGGCUCUUAAAACACUUCACUUAAAAAAAAAUAUAGAGUAAAGCACCUUAUUACAAAACAUUUGAUUAAUACCAAACCGACCACUGAUGGUGAAAUACAUUUCAUAUAAUUUGAAAGACAUGCACAUAAGGAUUCCCUAUCAUUUUUUUGUAUUAUGGUGGUUCUUGUUAUUCUUAAUACUACAGUAGUACUAGUGGUAAUUUGGGAGACCUCUCGUCCAUUUAGUCAAUGCCGAUGACUUGGUUGAGUUUUGCACUGGUUUAAUGAAGAGAGGGCUUAUUGGAGAUUCUCCCUGUUUAGACGCUGUAUAAGUUAAUGAGUAUUGUACUUUAUGGGAAAGCACUCUGAGCAUCUAUGUAAAUACAGUAUGUGUAUCGGUUAUGAACAUCCAGACAAAGGCCCGCUUAAAGUGAGGUUUUGAUUAUUUUUACAAGCUGAGGGUGCCAUUGUCAAUGUUUUAGCAUAUGGAAUUCAAAAUGUCUCUGAGUUUUAGGGAGAGUAAAUCUUUUAUAUAUGCGUCCCAUCAUCCUUUUUGACUAUAAUAGUAUAUUAGAUAGAUCCAUACAUUUAAGAAACAUUAUUUAAACUGAUUAACUUAGUAUUUCAUCCAAAUAUAUAGAUAAGAAAUUAGCCAGACACUACUAUAAACUGUAAUAAUGAAUAUCCUUUAUGAAGCCGCUGAUGUAUAAAUCCAAUCUUCAAAUAAAAAACGGGAAUGAAUAGUAUGUGUAAUAACCCCUAAUGGAUAAAUCUGUUUCUAUGUAUAUUAGGAUGAAAAGCAAUAAUAGGACUAUACUGGGACAAUAAACAGAGGAGCCUGCUUAGUAAAUAAUAUUCUAUUCAGAAAUUGACCUUGAUUAUUAGGAUAAUACCGUCGCAUUUCUGUCUCGUAUCUGCUUAAAAUUCAUUAUGGAUUCACGCCAGUGUAAAACAGAGAUAUAAUUAAUUAGUAACAGUUUCAGGAUAAGUAAUUGUUCUUGUUGUGUUCAUCAGGGUCUUAAGUCAUUUGAUUGCUUAAUUUUUUUGUUUUGUUUCUGAAUAUCAAUCAGAUCACAGGGUGGGUCAAGACAAACUUCCUUCUCCUGAAGUGAUGAAACUGCAAUUUCUGUAAAAGCGCUGUAAAAGUGAUCCAUCGAGUGUAAACAAACAACAAGACCAGAGCAUGAGCACCGAGGUCUGUCCUGUUUGUUGAGAAGCAGGAGCUGGUGACUUUGCUUAUGACAGACUGACGUCUCGAAGGCUUUGGUCAAAAAAAACUCAGCAGUGAGAAGGAAGAGGGUGGGACAACAUGAUAUGAUGUACUCAUGCUGUUGUCUUCACCCUCUUUGUCUGGUUACAUACAGGGGCAGACGUGUUAACUUAUAGCAUAUCUUAAGAUGAUUUCUGUUUACAUAUAAAUAAUAAGUUUCUGAUUUUCAUGGCUCUACUUUAUACUCGUUUUGCACCUACGUUUUUCAUCGGUAUUGUUUUUGAAAGAAAAAAAGGUCACACAUAGCCAAAGAACAAAACACAAGGAGAGGACUUAUCACUUGAGUUUUUAGCGUCAGAACUUGGUUUAGAGUUUUAUCGAAUCAGGAUUAUUAAGAAAUAAUCUACUCUGUUUACCCAAAAGUCUUAGAGGCCACUCAAUCGAUAUCUGUGAAAUGAAGGCAUAUCAUGUUUCAGUGUUGUAAGAUUAGUUUAAUACUACAGAGGCGCCGGUAACAGACUUACUUCUCCCCAAAGAGAUCAGCUUAAAGCACAUCCUGGCACUUACACAGUCCUUUGAGUAGUUUUCUAUUGUCAUGGUUAGGUUGAUGGGAGAAAAACAGUCUUUCUGGAGAGAAGUUCAGAUGAAAAAGGGACUGCCCACGUAAUUAAAAAAAUAAAAAAUAGACUGAGAAGGAAUUGUGUUGACAAUGACAAGCCAGUGAAAAUUCAGGCUGAAUUCCUAAUUUUUAAGACCCUCCGACUAAACCGUAAGGGAUUAGACGUAAACAGUGAACACUGUGGUUUUAGUUUGGAGAGCCAUUAACUGUAUCCUUAAGUUUAACUGCAUGUUAGUAAAAUAUAGUACAGUAGGUAAGAUUUAUCAGAAAAAAAGUUAAGAUCACAUAAAGAAUUCAUCAGCCUGAUACCUGACGUGUAUAAAAAGCUUUAAGACCUUAAAGUGAACAUCGGUUUCAAAUCAUAUAUUUACCGUGUAGUUUAACUAAUUGAUACAUAAAGUUUAAUUACGACUCUUAAGAAUAUGCUAAGGUGUAAGUUUCAUUUGUCCAACUCACCCAGUAUGAGACACGUUUCAAUUCAGUGGAGCAACAGAAGGGGUGGGGUGACUCACAGUGACAUUUGACUCAUUAAGUUCUUGUUAGUAUUAUUUACAAUAUUGUAUUAAGCUUACUAUUAUAGUAAUGGUAGAAACUGUUGAUGUUUUUCUUCUCUUGAUAUGAAAAGGUCUUUAUGCAUUUAUGUAGAAUCCCUUUUAAGGAGUGAUAGGAAAUCCUUAUUUUCAAUGGAUGCACUUAAGCAAUUGUACCAACCUGUCUAAAUCACACAUUGAGCAAAGUAACGCAUUUGAAUGUAAAAAAAAGAAAAAAAAAAAAAAAAAAAAGACCACUCAACUCAAUGCACUCCUUAUGCUUAUUGUUUUGUCAAUUUACAAGUGAGCUUUAAGUUUUUGUUUGUUUUUUGGAAAGAAUUUGCGACAGGUUUUCAACGUAGACUAUAUUUGAGUUCUUCCACAUACAUUUAUAGAAAGUAACUUAAAAAUGAAUAAAAAAAAAAAACAUAUUACAGUUUCUCAGAUCUAUUUUGCUAACAUGGGUUAUUAUUUCAUAGAAAGCAGAGGAAAAAAAAGUCAGUAUCUGGAUGUUAUUUAUGAAAAGUAAAAAAAGAAAAAAAUGAAGCAACAUAUUUAUGAGUAACCUCAAGACAUUUUGUUUUUUAAUUAAAAUGACAAGAAGUUAAUAUAUUUCUAAACACAGGGAGGUCAGUUUCUACUAAUAAGUAAAAUGAGAAAAGAAGUUUAGAAGUUUUAUUUAUGAAAGUUAUGGGCACUCGCCUUUUCCAUGUGCUUCGUGCUGAAUGAAGUAAACAGAAGGAGAGAGCUCCCCAUGGCUGAAAUUUUAACUUCAGACAUGCACUACUUUAACAUCGGUGCAUUCACAAUGGAAUAAUUACAGAAAAUAAUAUAAUAUUUUUUAGAAUUUGGAGAUAUUUUAGUCACAGAGCAUCAAUUUUGUGCCUCAAUUAUAUAUUUUUCCUGCAUCAGCAUUCUUUGUGCAGUGCUGCUUGCUGUAACCCCUUUCCCCCCUUCAACUAACCCCAUGUUACUGACUGAAACGCAUAACUCAUUUCCUCUGUAAUCUAAAAACUCGCUUUUACUUAUCAAACGUAUAAAACAUGUUACGACUGCAACGCUUGGAAUGAAUGAGGCAGCUGUGACCCUCUCGCCAAAUAGGGGCCACACAUGACUUGUACACACUUUCAUUCAUACAUUUUCUACAUCUACUACUCGGAACGGUUUGUGAUCAAUAGCGACGGAGCAUUAUCAGCUUAAAGGAAGCCUUUAUGAGAGACUUUCCCUAAUGUGUUAAUUAGGUGAAGUGUGCAAGAGGAGCGGAGGCAUCUAGGAGAGGACAACAGCGCACUGUGUAGUAGAUCUAUGUAACUAGAUGCACACAUAUACACACAACAGGUUCAUUACCGUACUAGCUUGCAUGUAUGUUGUAUGGUCACUUAGAUGGGAGAAACGGCGCAGGUCCUGUGUUAUCCUUUAACACCAGUGCACUUGGGCUGCUUCUCCUCUGUAGAUUUUCAUAGUUGGAGUCUCUUUGGAAACUGGAAAGUUGACAUGAGUUUGGAGCCAGGCAAAGAGACCAUUUCAGUCCCCACAUCAACGUUGGAUUUUGUAUUCUCAGUUACCUGUCAUUGAUGAAAGACUUUUUGCACCUCAUAUCAAUUAACUUGAAGUUCUUAGUUUGUGUAAGAGUUAAGAAAAACUUGACACUACAAUGGCACAUUUUCUGCUGCAUGUAAAGGAUGGGGACUGAAGUGGCGCUCGCUGGUGAAACUCGCAACCUUUUCCAAAGAGGCCGAUACAGUCUGACAGUUUGUCUUUGGUAGCGUUUCCAAUUUUUCCAGCACAGUAGAGGUGUUUCAUACCGGUCUAAUAGUGGUCGUAGUGCAUUAGUUUUUGGGUCAGCAUCAGCUGGCGUUAGUUUCUGGUUUCUCUGUGAACAGUGAAAGAGGGUUGCCAAUGUGGCCCUCAGUGGCUGACCGUCAAGUUUGAUGGAUGGAAAAAAAAAAGAAGUCUUUGAACUCUGUUACAGUAUGCCGUGCCCCGACAAGGCAUGUGAUAUUGCAGGUUUAUUUGUUAUAGCACAU